Neogale vison (American mink) is the source of this 2273-nucleotide messenger RNA. It is a transcript of the gene KCNG4, whose product is annotated as potassium voltage-gated channel modifier subfamily G member 4. Gene Ontology annotation, molecular function: delayed rectifier potassium channel activity. The record is from RefSeq and is a predicted model, not a curated record. The transcript is spliced from 3 exons. The coding region runs from base 53 to 1786 and encodes 577 amino acids. NCBI's taxonomy places the organism in Eukaryota, Metazoa, Chordata, Mammalia, Carnivora, Mustelidae. Gene Ontology annotation, biological process: protein homooligomerization; potassium ion transmembrane transport. Gene Ontology annotation, cellular component: membrane; voltage-gated potassium channel complex.
GUAAAAGCCCCAGCCCGCUGCCCCAGGGCUGUUCUGCAGCUGCUGGAGAGAGAUGCGGAAUGAAUGUACUUUCAGGAAGAGGCAAGGGAAGAGAGGUUGGAAACUAACUCUGCCAGAAACUGCCGUGUUUGGAAUUUUUCUUUUCUUCUGCUGCAUUUCCACCGCGAGCCCAUCUCUCCCCUGGCCAUCGAGACGCGGGCUCCCCCGGCCCGGCAGAGAAACACCUGGAAAAGGGCUCCCUGAGACAGGAAGGCCAUCUCCGGCGAUGCCCACGCCCUUCCGAGCCAGGGGCCUGCCUCCCGGACACCUGCGCCGGGGCUCCUGCAGCCCCCUGAGCCCGCUCCUGCCCAGCCGCCUGCCGCGGCCCGCCGCCAAGGGGCUGUACUACCGGAGGGCGCGCAGGGUGGGCGCCCUGGACGCGUCCCCGGCCGCCGACCUGAAGAAGGAGAUCCUGGUCAACGUCGGGGGCAGGCGGUACGUGCUCCCCUGGAGCACCCUGGACGAGUUCCCGCUGAGCCGCCUGAGCAGGCUCCGGCUGUGCCGCAGCCACGAGGAGAUCGCGCAGCUCUGCGACGACUACGACGAGGACAACCAGGAGUUCUUCUUCGACCGCAGCCCCAGCGCCUUCGGCAUGAUCGUGAGCUUCCUGGCGGCCGGCAGGCUGGCGCUGCUGCGGGAGACGUGCGUGCUGUCGUUCCGGGAGGAGCUGGCCUACUGGGGCAUCGAGGAGGCGCGCCUGGAGAAGUGCUGCCUGCGCGAGCUGCUGCGCCGGCUGGAGGAGCUGGCCGAGCUGCGGCAGCAGGAGACGCUGCACCUGCGGCGGGAGGCGCGGCGCCCCGCGGGGGACCCCUCGCGCUGGGGGGUCUUCAUGCACUGGCUGCGCGAGAUGGUGGAAAACCCGCGCUCGGGGCUCCCGGGCAAGGUCUUCGCUUGUCUGUCCAUCCUCUUCGUGGCCACCACCGCGGUCAGCCUGUGCGUCAGCACCAUGCCCGAGCUGAGGGCGGAGGAGGACAAGGGUGAGUGCUCGCAGAAGUGCUACUACAUUUUCAUCGUGGAGACGGUCUGCGUGGCCUGGUUCUCCCUGGAGUUCUGUCUGCGCUUCGUGCAGGCCCGGGACAAGUGCCAGUUCUUCCAGGGGCCCCUGAACAUCAUCGACAUCCUGGCCAUCUCCCCGUACUACGUGUCGCUGGCCGUGUCCGGCGAGCCCCGGGAGGACGGCGAGCGGCCCGGCGGGGGCUCGUACCUGGAGAAGGUGGGGCUGGCGCUCCGCGUGCUGCGGGCCCUGCGCAUCCUCUACGUCAUGCGGCUGGCGCGCCACUCUCUGGGGCUGCAGACGCUGGGCCUCACCGUGCGCCGCUGCACGCGCGAGUUCGGCCUCCUCCUCCUCUUCCUCUGCGUGGCCGUGACCCUCUUCUCCCCGCUGGUCUACGUGGCGGAGAACGAGUCCGGCCGGGUCCUGGAGUUCACCAGCAUCCCGGCCUCCUACUGGUGGGCCGUCAUCUCCAUGACGACGGUGGGCUACGGGGACAUGGUCCCGCGCAGCGUGCCGGGCCAGAUGGUGGCCCUCAGCAGCAUCCUGAGCGGGAUCCUCAUCAUGGCCUUCCCGGCCACGUCCAUCUUCCACACCUUCUCGCACUCCUACCUGGAGCUCAAGAAGGAGCAGGAGCGGCUCCGCGCGCGCCUCCGCCACCUGCAAGCGGCCGCCUCCGCCAGCGAACACGAGCUUCUCAGUGACGUGGACGACCCGACCCCCGAGGGACCGGCCUUGCCUGCCAAAUACGUUUAACUCUAAACCCGUGGUGAAAAGGGCAGGACCGCGCAAAUCACCACGGGGGUGGAGAACGCCACGGUGUAGACCACCCGCUGGGAUGUUUCUAGGGCCCCAGGGGGGGCUCCCCAAGCUAGGAGGGGCUCAAAGCCACGGGUGUUUGCUUGUUGGGAUUCUUGACCCCACUGGCCAUCACAGUUCCUGCUGAUCUCACUGAGGCUCCUUGCUUUUUCCUCUCUCUGUGCCCAUCACCCGGCACAUCCACUCUUUCUGUUAGCUCAGCCGUCCUCCCCUCUUCUUCCUCGCCUGAGGUCUCCCAUACCCCAGGCUGGGUUCCAGACACCCAUAGAACUGAGCCUACAGAGCUCCAUUCCUCCCCAAGCCUCUCUUUCCAGGGCCACCCUAUCACCAGGAGCUGGAGGGGUGAGUCCCUGCAAACCCUUCUAAUCAGAUCUCCCCACCCAACCCCGUAUCAUAGGUUCCAACAGGGAUCAGUAUGUCCUCU